AUGAAAUUUACGCGCGACGGGAAGACAACGGAGGAAAAAAAACUCUUGGACCAGGAUUUACUAAAACUGUCUUCAUGAACAGAAAACAUUUACAUACAGAGCAAAUCCCAUCAUGGGGGAUGGUCCGUCAUCCAUAAGGUUUGAUAAUGAAACUACCAGUGGAACUGAGGUGGACCUCAAUUCACCAGGCGCUGGUUCAUCUGAGCAGUGGAUGAUCGGAGUGGGAUUAGUUAUGGGUCUUAUAGUUUUAAUCAUUGUUGUUGGGAAUAUAUUGGUAAUUGUUGCUAUAGCCAAGAACCAAAGACUGCAAACACUGACAAACGUGUUUAUUGUGUCCCUGGCGAGCGCGGACCUAAUCAUGGGUUUGCUGGUGGUACCUUUUGGAGCCCUGCUGGAAGUCCGAGGCGCUUGGCUGUACGGCUCUUUUUUCUGUGAAUUUUGGAUAUCCGUGGACGUUCUCUGUGUUACUGCCAGCAUUGAGACACUAUGUGUUAUUGCGAUAGACAGAUUUAUUGCCAUCACCUCGCCUUUCCGAUACCAAAGCUUGCUGACCAAAGCCAGGGCGAAAGUGAUAGUUUGUAGCGUGUGGGCUAUCUCUGCUCUGGUCUCCUUCCUACCCAUAUUGAUGCACUGGUCUCGGGACAAUGUGGAUACUGCCUGUUAUGACAAUCCUGAAUGUUGUGACUUUGUAACCAACCGUGCGUAUGCCAUCUCAUCCUCCAUCAUAUCGUUUUACAUUCCUUUGGUGGUGAUGAUAUUUGUAUAUGCCAGAGUGUACAGAGAGGCUCAAAAGCAGUUGAAAAAAAUAGACAAAUGCGAAGGAAGGUUCCACAUUAACCUCAACGGUGUCUCAAAGUGCAAACCAAAUAGAAAGAGACCAUCAAAAAUCCUUGCGAUUAAGGAGCAAAAAGCGCUGAAAACUCUGGGCAUAAUUAUGGGUACUUUCACGCUUUGUUGGUUGCCCUUUUUUGUAGUUAAUGUUGUUCGGGUGUUGUCAUCCUCCGAGGUCGUGGACAAAAACCUUUUCGUGUUCUUCAACUGGCUGGGCUACGUCAACUCUGCUUUUAACCCAAUAAUUUACUGCAGGAGUCCGGACUUUAGAAAGGCUUUCAAGAGACUGCUUUGCUGCCCAAGACAGGCAGACCGAAGGCUCCAUGUCAGCUCAUGCAACCUUUCGCGCUGUUCCGGCGGUUUCGUGAACUCUCUAGAGCCGAGUAUAAUGGGGACAUGGUCGGACUGCAACCGACUGGACAACAGCGAUAGCAGCCUCGACGGCAGCGCCAAGUUGUUUCACUUCGAGUCCCAGCUGUAGGGACAUGCAGUUGAAUUAUGGUAAUCUAUGACAGUCAUAAGUAAACUUCACCCCUUUACGCAAAACGAGGCAGUUUAAGCGCAAUGACAAAUUGUAUUACCAGAAAUAAAACAACAUCGUUAAGUAACUAUUUGAGUAAUAAGCCUUAUCCUGGACGAUAUACCAUCUGUCACAUUUGUCUGUGUGGAUAUGCGCACAGCCUAAACAUAAACGUUUUUGUGUUUUGAUAAGGCAAUGGCCCAAACGUAAACCGUAUUGAAUACGUGAAGAAAUGUAGAUCUACAUCAAAUUUUCUGUGUCUACACUGUUUUACCUCAUGCUUCCUUAUGUGCAAAUUGUUGAAAACCAAUUUGUUUAUAUUAAACAUAUUAAUAUAGGUAUCCAAGUGUGUAGCAUUUAGUGCUUUAUUCAACAAAGGAAAAAAACAAAAACAAUAUCUAACUCACACACAGUUCAUUUUUUUAUCUCUUUCUGUUUAUGCUUAAUGUAUCAUAUUGUGUCAAGGUGGUUAUUAUGUUGGCUAGUGUGUCAUUAUAGAAGCAAAACAUUCAUCAUAUAUAUUGUUAAUGUUAGCACACAAAAAUAAUGUUCCAAUUUUUGGAACAAAUCAAUUGAGUAAUGUAGUGAUGCCUGUCGUACCCCUUCAAAACUUGGAGACAAAUAUUUAAAUAAAUCAAUGCCCAAAGAGCAUUUGUAGUAAUUGUGUAAAUA
This is a messenger RNA of Esox lucius (northern pike), 2023 nucleotides long. It is a transcript of the gene adrb1, whose product is annotated as adrenoceptor beta 1. The transcript has a single exon. Gene Ontology annotation, molecular function: beta1-adrenergic receptor activity. The coding region runs from base 113 to 1312 and encodes 399 amino acids. Gene Ontology annotation, cellular component: membrane. NCBI's taxonomy places the organism in Eukaryota, Metazoa, Chordata, Actinopteri, Esociformes, Esocidae. The record is from RefSeq and is a predicted model, not a curated record. Gene Ontology annotation, biological process: positive regulation of heart rate by epinephrine-norepinephrine; norepinephrine-epinephrine-mediated vasodilation involved in regulation of systemic arterial blood pressure; adenylate cyclase-activating adrenergic receptor signaling pathway.